Molecule: messenger RNA, 4953 nt
Organism: Didymodactylos carnosus
Lineage: Eukaryota; Metazoa; Rotifera; Eurotatoria; Philodinida; Philodinidae
Source: the annotation of a GenBank genome assembly
AUGAAUUCGUAUGAAUCAUCCCAUUUACCUCGAACCUAUUCAACCAGGCGAGGACCAUUGUUAUUAUUCGCUGAAGAUUUUAUAAAACCAAAAUCUGACGAAAAUAGCGUCAUUUCAUCAGCACCAAUGAAAUUAGAUGAACUAAAAAAAGGUAUAUUGGCGUAUAGUAGUGAUGAUGUGAAUGAUUGUAUAAAAAAUCACAUUAGUUCAAUUAUGUCUGAUGAAAGUACUGUGUUGACGAGAUUUUUGAAAAAACGAGAGGCAAAACAUGUAACUUCCGCUACGCAACAUUGUGUUUUGAGACGAGAUGACGAUGAAAGAGAUUAUGAAUAUGCAAAUAAUAGUGAACAAGCUCAAAACAAAGAUUCGGAUAAAAUAAAAGUUGUCAAUAGUAAAGGUAGUCAGUUAUCGUACAAAAGUUUACCUCAGUCAGAAAAAGAAAAUAUUCUUGCCGAUUUAUUAGUUCAAUCUGCAUUACAUAGCAUAUCCGAACAAAAUGUGGAAAUAUUCGAAGAUGCUUUAUAUAGAGUAAAAGAUGUCGAAGUCAUGAAUGAUCCUAUUGCUUCAACAACUGUACCUGAUUUAAAUCUAUUGAAUACAGAUAUUGUACUCGAAUCUCCUCAAAUAAAAGAUUCUAUUAUUGGAUCUGAUAUUAUUUUUCCUAAUAAUGAAUCUGCAUCUCAACCACUCCCACACAUGUUUGGUAAAAUGCAAGGUACAAGAUGGGUGAGAAAACCAAAUAAACGGUUAAAUCCGAUCGUGUUGAAUGAAGAACAGACAAUGAUGGCUGAUAAUAUUCAAACAGAAAAUAGUAAAGUGUUAACUACUCAACUGACAAAUACAAGCAGUGAAAUAGUUACAUCGAACAGUAUGAUCUUUUCACAUUUUCAUUUAAUUGAUCAAGCAUUCGAAAAACAACAAUCAGAUGUUCAGCGACAAAAAUCAUCUAAAAGUUUAUAUCAUCUAUCGCAUCAGGACACAGUGAAGACGUUUGCUUCAGAUCUAUGCGUUAUGUCAUCGUUAAAUCAUAAAGAACGUUUACAAAUGGUCGGAUCAUCUGGUCAGAAUAGACAAGAAAGUAUGGCCGUUAAUGAAUAUCAAUCAGGCAUCUCUGAUACGGAAACUGAGCUUAAAGCAACUUUUCAUCCAUGGGAAAUUAACAUCGAUACAAUGGAAGAGGAUCGUUCUUCAAAUGCUAAUAUUAUACAAAUGGGACAAUAUACCCAUCGAACACAAAAAUUUGUUAGAUUGAAAAGAACUAUACCAGGAGUGUUGCUCAUAGCACCAGGCGGUCAAAUUUUAACAGUCGGUCAAUCAAUACAAUCAGAAAUUGAUGAUGACGCCGAAGUUCUUAAUAAUCCAUUUCCUAAGCAACAACAGGCUGUUUCAAAAAUAAAACAUAAUAAUGCACCAACUAUACCCAGCAUUAUUGGCGGGAAACGAGAAAGAUUACCGGAUGAAACAAUGAUACGAAGAACAAUGAAUUUUGAAAAUGGCGAUUUCAAUAGUCAAAGUGGAAUUUAUACAUGGAGUUACGAUAUUCCUAUUCAAGAAAGAAAACCACCACAGGAGUAUAUUUCCAUACCAACUCCACCACCACUGGGACUCUCAGCAUUUUCCGGAAAAAAACAUCAUCAUGUAAAACGAAACGUUGAACAUAUACAUGAUUCUGCUAUUCGUCAUUCAACAUUACUGAUGCAUAAUGAAACUGGAAUUGAGACAAAUCAUCAUAUUUUACAAAUGCCACCUCAAUGCGUCAUGGAAUCAACUGCUGUAUCACCAGCACGAUCUCUAUCUUUAUUUACAACAUGGGGCUAUCAACGACAAAGCACUCAUCCCGUAAUGAAACAACCCUAUUUAUUCAAAUUGAAUCAUGUACCUAAAGGAAUAAAAGGAACAAAACAUUCAGCAUUAGAAAACGAAACAUUUAUUCGAAGAACAUUGGAUGUUCACGGAGGAGACAUAGAUGCCUCAUUGAGUUAUACAAUUUGGGUGUAUGAUAUGUGGAUUAAUAAUUUGAUUAAACGUGGUGUAGAUAUUUACUAUAUCAAAAAAAUAAAAAAACUUCUCGAUUUAUUCAAAGGAAGAAAAUUGGAUAUACAAGAUAAACAUUUUUUCUCAGCAUUAGCUAAACAUGCCCAAACACUUGCGAAAAUUAUUUUAAAGCGAACAGAUUCCGGACAUCAUUUGAUCGAAGAUGCACAGCAUGCUAUUAUUGAAAAUUUACAAAAUUUAAAACAAUUGUUAGAUAAAGUAUUGAAGACUUUAACAGUAGAUGAAUAUAAAGAAAUUUUGAAAGACACAUUAACUUAUGUUUUAAGUCGUAGUAAUUUAAAUAAUUUAGCAACUAAUGAUGAAUUAUUUAUGCAAUUGAUGGAUUAUCCAGCAGAUGCUUUCGAAAUUUACAUUGAUGAACGAAGUGGAAAAGAAAUUAUUCGUUUAAAGGGUGUUUUUCGAGAGAAAAAAUUAAGCGUCAAAACAUCAAAAACAGUAAAAAAGGAAACAAAAACGGUGAUUAUCUCCGAAGAAUUAUCGGUCGAUGAUUUUGAAGAAGUUGUAGAUGACAUUACGGGAGAAAAAAAUUUUCGUUUAAAAAAAGAAGUGGUUGAACAAAAAAGAUUAAACAAUUUAAUGAAUGCAAAUUUUGAUAUUGCUAUCGACAAAGAAAGCGGAAAAAAAAUUGUAAAACUGAAAGCCGGUGUCGAUGGUGCGAAAGUCGAAUUUGUGAUCGAUGAAAAUGCAAAACAAAUUCUCAUGAUGUCAAGAGAGAUUGCGAAAACACCUUCUGUAAUUGAAUCGGAAAUUACAAUGGAUGAUUUUCACUUAAUGAUAGACGCGAACGGUGAAGCUGUGCUGCGAAUGAAAGUAGACGUAACAUUGAAAAAAGGUUUAACUGGUUUAGAAGAGACAAAUUUUGAAAUUUUUAUUGACGAAAAAACUGGCAAGCAAUCGAUUCGCGUCAAAGAUGAUUAUCAUAGUAGUGGAAUUGAAAUCGUUACGGAUAUAAUUACAGGAAAACAGAAAAUUAUCAAACGAACCAUUAUGGAUUUUGAGCCUGAUAUAGAUGUUGUCGAGAGCCAGUUAGAUCAGGAUGAUUUUGAACAAGUAGUGAACGAGAACACUGGAGAAGUAGUGUUAAAAUUAAAAAGUCUUGCUGCGGCUAGAAAGGGAUUAACAGAUUUAUUAAAUGUCGAAUUCCAAAUGAUUUUUGAUGAAAAAACGCAACAACAAAAAAUUAUUGUAAAAGGGGGAUCAAGUGAAGGUGUAUGUGAUACUGCACAGUUUGAGCUCAUCACUAAUGCAAGUGGAAAAACUACUAUCAAAGUAAAAAAAGAACGAUCACCAUCGCCCGAUCUUGACGUAACCGAAAAAAUAAUUGACAUUAAUGAUUUUGAUGUUAUUAUCGAUGAAACUGGAAAGACAGUUUUGAAACUGAAAGUGGAUGUUGUUAAACAGUUUGGAAUGAUGGAAUUGUUAGAAGCCAAAUUUGAAACAUAUAUCGAUUCUAAAACGGGAAAAAAAUCCAUCCGAGUUCAUGGAAAUGAAAUUUUUGAUCAAAAUGGUAACUUAUGCUUCGAGAGAAAACAAGUCUUGAGAAUGAUACAAGAAAUGCAGAAGCAAACUCCACUAAUAGAAAAGUCAAUAACCAUGAAUGAUUUUGAAAAAGUCAUCGAUCCUACAACUGGAAAAGAAUAUUAUCGUUUAACGGAUGAAGCAGCCAGAUUGAAAGUUGUAAACGUGAAAAUUGAUUUGGACGCUGAUGGGUUUAUUCUCUAUUGGGACCCAAUAACCGGAGAAGAGCAAUACGAAUUAGAUGAUGAUCUGUCAGAAAGUGAUAGUCGUGAAAAUGUUGAAUUUGGACCUGUAAUUCAUUCAAAUAUUGGCAAAAAAGCCUUCCGUAUGAGACAAAUAUUGAGUGAGGAUAGAAAAGUACAUAAAUUUGCACAAGGGCUAACAAGGAGGAACCAACGUUUUCAAGUGAAAAAAGCACUCUCAAAUGAAGAAAUUGUUGCUCGUCAAGAAACUCGGAAAGGAAAGGGUAUAACGAGUUCACCUGACGAAUUCGGUGAAUCCACUCCUUCACCAAUAGAACAACAAGAUGAAACAAGAGAUGUUCGUAGAGACCGCCCGUUGGAACUAAAAAGUGAUUCAGACAAAGUAUCUGGAAUUGAAUGGACUUCAAACGAUGAAAGAAAACUGGACAGACUGAGUGCCUAUAAACAACGAAAACGAAAAGAACAAAUACUUGUAGAGAAAAAACGAGAGAUGGCUGAAAUGAAACGACAGUUAGAAUUAGAUCGAAAAAAACGACUCAAAAAUGUUGAGAAUGACAAUGACGAAAAGUACUCAGAUGACCAAGAUAAAGCAUACUCGGACAGUCGAGACGAAACGAAUGAUGUGAAUCUCGAGGAAAAACAUUUGCCUAAUCUCGAUGAACAUCGAGAGGAAGCGAAAGAUGUCAAAUAUGAAGCCAAACAAAAACAAUUAUCUGUCGGUCGUACUAAAUUUAUCAGAACUACGUAUGGAAAAAGAGUUGAACGUUUGGAAAAAAAAGAUGAAUCAAAUGAAUCAGAUGCUAGUACAUUUGAGGAAGAACAACAUUUAAUCGGUGAUCAAAUUCGAGUAGAUGAGCAAGAUAUGUUUAAAAUGAUAAGCGAAGAAGAACGUGAAGAUUAUUACCGAAAACAAAAUGAAGAAAGAGUACGUCAACAUCAACAAAAUGAACUUGAACGACAAAAACGUGAAGAUAUAUUGAAAGCUGCACUACAAGAAAUAAAAGAACGAGCAAAUGCAAAGGCAGCUGAAUUAAUUGCAAUUGAACUUCAAAAACGUUCAUUGGCAGAAAAUUAUGCCGAUUUAAAAAAUUUAACAAUAGAACAACAUAUUUCACGAGCAUUCACAUAUUCAUAUUUUUCAUUGAUGAAUAUUUCGAAAAAAAACGCUAACAAAUAA